GGGGAUUUCUCCAGCACCCCAUCAUGUUCCUCCAACUUCUCCUUGUAGGUGUCAGUACCUACAUCGUCUUUCGUUUCUUGUCUUCAAAAAAACAACAACCGCUCCCACCCGGUCCACCCGGUCUUCCUGUUCUACGAAACCUAUUGGAUAUACCCACAUCUUUCGAAUGGGAGACCUACGGUAAAUGGGCCGACCAGUAUGGACCUAUCGUUUCUGCUUCUGCCUUUGGUGCUACCAUCGUCGUAGUGAACCAGUACAAGGCCGCGAUGAAGCUUCUCGCCGACAACCAGAAGGGUGCUAUGUAUUCGUCUCGACCGUGGUUUGCAAUGGCCGAUUUAAUGGGAUGGGAGAAGGCUAUGGCUUUCACUCCUUACGGACCUCGAUUCCGAAAAUACAGACAAGUCUUCCACGAAGAACUCGGUAACCCGAAGGCCCUUCGGAAUUAUUGGCCGCAGGAGAUUUCUCAUGCUCGUCACUUCGUUCAGCUUUGUGUUGAUUCCCCGGACCGUCUCGUCGACAAUACAUUCCAACAUGCAGGUGCUAUCGUUCUCCGCGUCGCGUACGGCUACACUGCAAAGGACUACGACGAUCCAUUUGUCAAUGCGGGAAACACAGCCAUGGAUUCCUUCAACAAGGGGUGUACUCCGGGUGCUUACUUGGUGAACAACCUCCCAAUGCUGCGGCAUAUCCCAGAAUGGGUACCAGGAGCAGGAUUCCAGAAACAAGCUCGCUUGUGGCGACCUUUGUUCGGGCUUAUGGUUGACGCCCCUUUCAAUUUCGUAAAGAAGGAACUGUCGGCAGGAAUGGCAGAGGACUCCUUUACCGCCAGGUGGUUGAAGAAGGGACUUUCAGAAGAGGAUGAGGAUGUUCUCAGAUAUGCAUCUGGCUCCAUGUUCGGAGGUGGAGGUGAAACGACUGCCAUAACGGUUCACAUGUUCUUCAUCGCUAUGACACGGUUCCCCGAAAUUCAGAAAAAAGCUAGGAAAGAGAUUGACACGAUUACCGGUGGCCAUCGUCUACCGACGUUUGAGGACCGAGACAGUCUUCCCUAUCUUGAAGCACUUACGAAGGAAGUUAUGCGAUUCCACCCCGCCGUGCCAAAUGGUCUCCCGCACUGUACAACGGAAGACGACGUGUUUGAGGGGCAUUUCAUUCCAAAAGGCAGUAUAAUCAUUACGAACAUCUGGCAAGUGUAUUCUGCAUCAGCGGUGAACGAAUCAUGCGUUCCCAACUUUAGUUUAAUUCUUUCUCAAUGUCUAGGAAAAUGCUCCGCGAUGCCGACGUGUAUCGGGAUCCAGAGACCUUCAAUCCAGACCGUUUCUUGGGUGAAAACCCAGAGCAAAAUCCUCGUGAUGCUCUUUUUGGAUUUGGAAGACGCGUCUGCCCUGGUCGUCUCCUCGCCGAUGCCUCUGUAUUCAUUACUCUAGCGACGUGCCUCGCUGCCCUGGACAUCUCUCCCAUAAUCGAGAACGGCAAACCUGUUCUUCCCGAAAUCAAAGGUGAAGGAGGUGCCGUCAACCGUUUGAAACCCUUCAAAUGUAAAAUAACCCCAAGAUUCGAUCCUCAGACACUGGAGACUUUGAUGAAGGAGCAUUAAAUUACAGUAACGCAUCUUAUGACUUUCCCCCUGCUCAUCUGCUCCCAUUGUGUACAUUAUACAAAUAUACCACUACUGUAUUUCCCAA
Molecule: messenger RNA, 1685 nt
Organism: Marasmius oreades (fairy-ring Marasmius)
Lineage: Eukaryota; Fungi; Basidiomycota; Agaricomycetes; Agaricales; Marasmiaceae
Exons: 9
Coding region: 24-1427 (467 amino acids)
Molecular function (GO): heme binding; oxidoreductase activity, acting on paired donors, with incorporation or reduction of molecular oxygen; iron ion binding
Source: RefSeq, a predicted model, not a curated record